AUUACGAUUAACGCGAGAUUUCGACACGGUGUAAAAAUAAUAUGGCAGACAUGGGAAACCGAUGGGAAGAUUUGCGGAAACUGGCAAGGCAACUUGAAAAUGAGAUCGAUUUAAAGUUAGUCUCCUUCAGUAAGCUGGGAACAAGUUAUUCCUCACAUACAGACUAUGGAAGUGAGUCAUCUCCCCUGAUGCAGAGAUCAAGCAGUGAACACAUGUUUGACACCAUGGCAAUGGAGAUUGAACAGCUACUGUCUAAGCUUCAGGAGACCAACGACAGAAUGGCAGACUACACACAGAAUAUCGGAACCAACUCACCCAGCGCUGCGCUCCUUCACACAUUACAGAGACACAGAGACAUCCUCCAGGAUUACUCGCACGAAUUCCAAAAAACCAAGUCAAAUAUCACAGCUCUCCGGGAGAGGGAGGACCUUCUGGGAUCAGUGCACAGAGAUAUCAAUGCAUACAAGAAUUCUUCAGGUCUGAAUAGAAGAACAGAUCUUUAUUUGAAGGAGAAUGAACACAUAAGAAACUCUGACCGGCUCAUUGAUGAUCAGAUCAGUGUUGCAAUAGCAACUAAAGAAAAUUUACAAUCUCAGAAGAAAAUGUUAGGUGGGAUCCAACAAAGGAUGAACUCAUUAGCCAAUCGUUUUCCCAUUAUCAACAGCCUUAUUCAGAAAGUCAACUUACGGAAGAGAAGGGACACCAUUAUCCUGGCCAGCGUCAUAGCAACAUGUACCAUCUUGUUAAUGUUGUAUGCCUUCCACUGAAUGUCCCCUGUGAUACUGUGUGAGAAUGUGCGAGCGAGUGAGAGAAAGGGAGACAACUGAGUCAUUGUUUACAUGUUAUUUCUCAGUCUGUGAUGGAUUAUUAACAUUCAAUAAAACUUUUAUCAAUCGGAUCCGUAAUGGGUUCCAUAAAAAUGGCUGCAAUGCGAAAAGAAAUUGGCACUUUUUUUUAUGCAGGAUGUACAUUUGUUUUGACAGGACACUUUGUGAUGUGCUACCUUGUUGAUAGACAUGUACAGAUAUUACAGCUCUUCCUUGUAAAACAAGAGAUCUGUAAGUCAAUUCAUCAUUAAUUUUAUCCCUUCACUACAAAGUUGCAGGGUAGACAUGAAAGGAUGUGUAGAUUUGUGAAUCCAGAACAAUGUUGUGGUUGGUACUGCAUGAUGUGACUAGAUUUCCAUCUCAUACAUGUACUUGCAAUAACAUCUUCAUUAUUCUCUUGCACUAGGAAGAUCAAAUUGUGACUGUUGAAAGUUUUGGUUGACUAAUGCAGCCCAUUAUUCCAGUUUGAAUACUUCACAGUUUUUAAGGAGAAUGAAAAUUCUGUGAUGUCAAAUUUCAAACCUAGGACUAUUUCAACAUGAAAAUGACAGAAGUUUAAGGGAAAUUCAAACAGAUCCACAAAAGUGGCUUUGAAGCAUCUCAUCCUUUCAGCUGUUGUGAAUUGUCUGGAAGCAAUAUCAGCAUUGAAUCCUGUAGUAAUACAGCUUUUUUGGUGUAACAAUUUCCUUUCUAUAAAAGUAAGAAGCACUGCUCAUGUUUUUUUGUUAAGUUUAAAUUUCCAUUUAUUUUGGGAUUUAUGAUGAUUAUAUUUUAAAAUUCAAUGUACUAUUUUUUCUCUCUGUUUACAUGCAAAUGUUUUCUGUAUAGCUGCAUAUAUACAUGCCCAGACUGUGCAUUCUUUUACCUGUGGUAUUUACAUGUACAGUAUAUAUGCUCUUAUUUUCAAUAAAAUUCUUUUUGUUUUUGUUCUGACAACAGUUUGUGACCAUUCUAAUGUGUUACUAUUGACUACUGAUAAAACAUUCCUUGUAGACUUUAUACAUGUAUAUACUAUAUCUCGGACAUUUUGAAACUGGUGUAGUGGACAGUACUUGGUGUUCAGUAAUUUAACUAGUUACUAAUAAUACUAGGUAUGCAAACUUGUUUGGUGAAUUAUUUCCUAUAUCUUGAAAUGUUGAUGAAAUGGACAAUUUAAUCCAUUGCUAUAUUAAAAUGACAGGAAUCGUGUUCAUCUGACAAAACCAUUGCUUUGUGUUUUCGAGUAUUCAGCUGUGGAGCAUGAUGGGUCAUACAGUGGCGGAUCCAGGAUUUGUUGGGGGGGGGGGAUAAAUAGGCUGGGGGGUUCCAGGCUUUUGAGGCUUAUUAGGGUACUUUUAUGGAUUAUUCUAGCUAUACUUUAUACAUAAUGAAAUCAAUAACAAAUAAUUGAUUUGUUUGUAUGUAUAAUGUCAAAUCUUAUACCUUUUGCUGUAACAGUUCUACAAUUUUUUUUCUAAUUUGGGUUACAAAAAAGGGUGGGUAGGGGUGUGUGGUCGUCUCCCCUCAAUAUCCGCCACUGACUGUUAAAAGUAGUAAUUAUGGGUAUAUACAUGUAUUAUGUUACAGUAGUUUGUUGUGUGAACUUAAUUGUGUAAAGUGAAAGUAUAUUGUACAUCUAUUUAUUUGUUAUAUUUUAUGCAGAAAAGAAUUGUGUGAAAGUGUUUCCAUGGUUACAUAGUCAUGAAAUAAAUAAAUAUGUCUGCA
Molecule: messenger RNA, 2531 nt
Organism: Ostrea edulis (European flat oyster)
Lineage: Eukaryota; Metazoa; Mollusca; Bivalvia; Ostreida; Ostreidae
Product: Golgi SNAP receptor complex member 1-like
Exons: 8
Coding region: 42-767 (241 amino acids)
Biological process (GO): vesicle fusion; endoplasmic reticulum to Golgi vesicle-mediated transport
Cellular component (GO): SNARE complex; cis-Golgi network; Golgi medial cisterna
Molecular function (GO): SNAP receptor activity
Source: RefSeq, a predicted model, not a curated record